Molecule: messenger RNA, 2126 nt
Organism: Neodiprion virginianus
Lineage: Eukaryota; Metazoa; Arthropoda; Insecta; Hymenoptera; Diprionidae
Product: amiloride-sensitive sodium channel subunit gamma-2-like
Exons: 12
Coding region: 28-1674 (548 amino acids)
Biological process (GO): sodium ion transmembrane transport
Cellular component (GO): membrane
Molecular function (GO): ligand-gated sodium channel activity
Source: RefSeq, a predicted model, not a curated record
UACCUCUCAUACCCCGUAACAACAGCUAUGAACUUGAAACAGGCCACCGCCCUGCCAUUUCCUGCUGUCACAGUAUGCAAUUUGAAUCGCGUUCACUGCACUAACUUGAGAAGACUCUUUCGUCGAAAUCGAGGAACCGAACUUGGCAAUCAAUUGGAAAGACUGUACCAGGUGACAAGUUGCAGUGUGGUUCGCCGAAUGACCCGGAGUAACCACCGUUAUAGCGACAAUGGUAACAAUGUAGGAAAUAAUCACGUGCACACAGGAGUAGGUGAAUUGUGGAUAGACAAUGAUCCACUAAGGUAUCUGCCUCAGGGAAAAAUGGAAACAGUUUAUCGAUAUACAGGUGAUAACAGCUAUGCGAACACUGUUGCAAAAAAUCAUAGCGAUGGAACCAAGUCCUCGAGAUUGGUCGGUGGCACGAUGUUGCGCAAUUCUGCAAGCCUACAGACCUCGGAAGCUCCAACCAGUCUAGCAACACCAACUGUCAGUGCAACGGACGAAGAAGAGAUUAAGCCCCAGAUAAAUCAAACUCAAUCAUUCAACGACUUGAUGAACUUUCUAGCUUUAUAUGCAAACUUUACGGAAGAAGAUCGCAUCGCAAUGGGUCAUGAUGCUACAGGAUUUAUAAGAGCUUGUACAUUCAGCGGCAAGUCCUGCAGUAACAUUACAUUAUUUUUCAAAACCAUCUCGAGUACUAGCUACGGUAAUUGUUUUACUUUCACCACAACAAGGAGGACAGUAAUGCCAGGCAAAGACUAUGGACUCUCUAUGGAAUUGUUCCUGGACCAGUCUAAUUAUAUCGGAGGAGGACUGAGUCCCAGAGCUGGAGCACGGGUUGUUGUGCAUCCUCCUUCCCAAUUUCCCCUACCAAAUGAGAAUGGAUUAACAAUACCACCGCACACGGCCACCAGCACUGCUCUCGUACAGGUCCAAGUUACCAGAGAGAAGCUUCCGUAUAUAACGAACUGCACCUCAGGAUGGGAACGAACGUGGUACGAAGCGAAGGUUGGAGAUGCUUACAGAUAUUCGAUGGAGCAGUGCCAACGUAUAUGCUUGCAGCUUGCAUUUGAAGAUUUCUGUUCAUGUACACAUCCAAUUUACAUGGAUAUAUCCACAGGUGUAUCGCCUUGCAAUUUAACAUCUGACAAUCGGGAUUACGCCUGUGUUGGCCGGGUGCUCGAAGAAUUUGAAACACGAACACGCGAGUGUAGCUGCAAUAUGGAUUGCAGAGAAAUUACUUACAAUAUGAAAAUUUCCCAAGCUGCAUGGCCGAAUGAGAAUAACUGGUGUGACGUAGCUCAACGUUUUGGUAUGGCAAGAGCCUGCAAGUAUGAGAAAUAUCGGUCAGAUUAUCGGGUCCGUGAAAAACAACUUCUUCUUCAGAACGUUUUAACGAUAGACGUAUUUUUUGAAAACCUCAGAGUUCAAUCUAUCGACCAGCAUCCAACUUACAAGUUGCAAAGUUUUGUCGGCUCUCUCGGAGGUGCCCUAAGCUUGUAUUUGGGAAUAACGCUGUUUAUGCUUCUGGAGGUAUUCGAAGUAUUUGUGAGGCUAGUCUUUGCAUUAUUUUACCGUGGCUGCUGUUUUUUUUACCAGAGAAAACUCACAGGGCCGCAUAAUCAGAGCCAUCGGUGUACGGUUCCGCAACAGGGAAUUUUUUACACAGGUUAGAAAUUAUUUAAAACCUUGUGGACCUGUGUCUCAUCAGUUAUAGCAUACGAAGCUGAAGCUAGUGGUUCGAGUUCAAGCGUCAAACACACCCAAAGUCUUUCAAGCAUUUUUAUUCUCUGGCUCUAGUCCCAUUUUAAUCAACGUCAGUGUUCAUUCUUGAACUCUGACCGCCAUGCUUUAGAAUGACUUUAUUUUAAAAACAAGCCUUAUCCAUAGAUUUCAGAUUCAAUCGGCGAAUGCGGCUGUCUUCUCCGAAUAAAUUUCACAAACCUACAAAGUUUGUCUGGUGACUUAAAUUUCUUCAGUUUCUUUAAAUCUAAUAACCCCUAGUGAUUAUUCAUAUGUAAUCAUACAAAGAAUUAUGUAAAUGUUUGAAUAAAAUUGAAUGAUUGAAAAUUCUGCGAUGGAAAUAUUAUCACCUAUGCAGUAUAACUUAAACUCUGUGUUUAAAA